This is a messenger RNA of Malania oleifera, 1059 nucleotides long. RefSeq lists its product as uncharacterized. Lineage: Eukaryota; Viridiplantae; Streptophyta; Magnoliopsida; Santalales; Ximeniaceae. The transcript is spliced from 4 exons. Bases 1 to 1059 code for a protein of 352 amino acids. The record is from RefSeq and is a predicted model, not a curated record.
AUGUGGCUUGAGUUGAAGGAACAUUUUUCGCAGGGCAAUGGUCCUCUGAUUUUUGAGUUGCAAACCGCCAUCUCUGCUCUAUGCCAAAAUCAAAGUGACGCAAGAACUUAUUUCACAGAUCUAAAGUUUUACGUUAUGACGUUUCUUAUAGGACUAAAUGAUGUUUUUGACAAUGUGAGAGGUCAAAUAUUGAUGAUGGAUCCAUUGCCUUCUAUUAAUAAGGCUUUUUUCCUUAUUAUACAAGAAGAGAGGCAACGAGUUAUUAGUCACUGCAAUCUUGCUCCAGUUUCUGUUGAAUCAGUUGCUUUAGCAACAAAAUCUGAGAAUUCUUUUAAGAAUUUUAAAGGAAAUACACGUUCAAGAUUACUUUGUAGUCAUUAUGGCAUUACUGGACACAUUGUUGAUAAAUGCUACAAGUUGCACGGAUAUCCUCCUCACUAUAAGUUCAAGGACAGAAACAAAGAUGGAUCUACUUCUGUAAAUUCAGUUCAACAAACCUUCGUGGUUGAUGACAAUUCCUCCACUCAUAUGUCCCUCACUGCAAAGCAGUAUCAACAAUUGAUGGCUCUCCUCAAGCCACACUCAUCUUCUACUACUAUUCCUUCAGCCAAUAUGGCUUUGUUACUUAAUUUUUCAGGUAAUAUCACUUCAUUUUGUCUUGCUGCACAUUCUUUGACUCCAUAUUCUUGGAUAAUUGACAGUGGUGCCUCAGACCACAUGGACCUGGCCACUUGGAAGAUGAUUGGAACGAGUGAAUUGCAGGAUGGCCUGUACCGGUUGACUACUUCCAAUUCUUCUUCUGAUUUACACAAUGCUUCUUCUAUUACUUGUGUUUCUAUUCAAUCUAAUAAGUCAGGAAGUGCCUCAAUUACAAUAAUGGUGGCACAACAUCAUAUCAAAAUGGAUUUAGAAAAACAUGGUGUGGAGCUGGUAGAGGGAAAUCACCAGGCAUUUAUUACUAAUCUAGUACUUCAGCCGACUUUGCUGGAGAGAAUUAAGAUUGCACAGAUGCAAGAUGCAGAAUUGGUAAAGAUUAGAGAUAGAGUGCAGAGUGGAUAG